Messenger RNA from Anopheles aquasalis, 1586 nucleotides. RefSeq lists its product as uncharacterized. Lineage: Eukaryota; Metazoa; Arthropoda; Insecta; Diptera; Culicidae. The record is from RefSeq and is a predicted model, not a curated record. Gene Ontology annotation, molecular function: chitin binding. Gene Ontology annotation, cellular component: extracellular region.
UCCAAAUCAGAUGGAAAACUUUAUGGAAUUCUUUCGCGAUUAUUUAAACAGAUAGAACAUGCAACAGUUCUGAAUGUCAGAAGGGGUUCAUGUGUAUUCAUUUGUCUCUCCUACGAUCAAUUAGCUGAAUAUCUUAACAUAUUGCCAUCCCUUUUUUAGUUGCUUUUAAAUUAAAUCGCUAUCAUCCGGGUGAAGUACCAAAUUGCUACCGCGCUCCUGAAAUAAUCUUAUCAUGAUCACGACACUUUUCUCCCUCUUCGUAUGUUCCACAUUUCUGGUUAAUCGGUUUGGUAACAUUUGAGUUUAUUUAGGACACACACAGACAAACAGAAAUACAUUUCGAUUUAUAGAGUUCUUACAUUUUUCUUACACCAAAGGCGUACCAAAGGGGCUUUUCAAAGGCGUUGACCAGCGCAGCAUCAAAACCACUGGAUUGAAUAUUUUAAAUUAAAAAAAAAUGUAAUCUCUGUCUGAGUGAUUUUUUGCAAACUCAUCUCUGUUUUGUUGAAAAAAAGGACGGAGCUGUAUUAAUGGUAUGUGUUAUCUAAUCAGGCAAAUAUUUAAAUCGUGUAAACCGUUGCCUCACGGUGUCCCCCAGGGCCAUUUGUUUUUGGCGAAAAACGGUAGCCCUCAACCAAACGGUAUAUAAAUGGUAGAUCGCUGCGAUGAUACACUGUCUGUGACGUCCAGCAAACCAACAUGAAGAGUUUGGGAGUUUUGGUUGCACUUUGUGCCUUUGUGGCAGUACAGGGUUUUGCUCAAAAUAUUCCGAUUGUGAAACCUAGUAAAAGAACUGUUGUCACGCCGCCAGUUGUGGAUAGUGUGCAGUUUGAUCCGAGUUUUUCGUGCGAUCCUGAAAAUCGUAUCACCUGUGGAAGUUGUAGCAGCGUCAUGAUUUGCAACUACGAAGGAAAUAAAGUUGGUGGAUAUGAUUGCUCAUCAGUCGAUCCUUCUCGACCGUAUUGCAUCGGUAAUGGCAUAUGCUCCGGCACGCCGGCUGACGGCUGUAACGUAAAAAGUGAUCUUUGUCCAACGGCCGAUUAUUUUUAUCCAGUUCCUUCAAACUGCAGCGAACUUGUGUACUGUGACGACAAGCAGACUGCAAUCAAGAUAAGCAGCCCAUCUUCGACUGCUAUUUUCAACUACGCCAUACAGUCCUGGACUUUGCGCGUUGCUCCUUCAGACUGUUUCCAAAUCAACUGUGAAGCCGCUGGCCAGCUUGACAAAUGGUAUGCCUACAAGCCUAGUCCACAGCUCAGUAUUUACUGCAGUUCUCAAGGACCGAUGACAUUCGUGUGUGCAAACGAAGCGGAUGUAUUCAAUGAAGCCAAGAAAACGUGUGAGUUUGCUUGCUCUAAGGAGGGUAACUUUCCAUAUCCGGGCGAUUCCAGCCAAUACUACUUUUGUCUUUCCGAUGGAAAAGGAGGUUUUCAAAAGCUCGUUAAUGCGUGUCUCUCUGGAUUUACCUUCGAUAGUGACGCUAAGAAAUGUGUUAAGUCUACCCCUGCCCUGCCGGGAGCCUGAUCAAUUAAUCAAUUAAUUAUCCAUCGAUCAAAAAUAUGAUGGUAAAUAAAAUUAAAAAUAUA